Messenger RNA from Artibeus jamaicensis (Jamaican fruit-eating bat), 10429 nucleotides. RefSeq names its product sphingosine-1-phosphate receptor 3 (gene S1PR3). The transcript is spliced from 2 exons. Gene Ontology annotation, biological process: G protein-coupled receptor signaling pathway. The coding region runs from base 320 to 1456 and encodes 378 amino acids. The record is from RefSeq and is a predicted model, not a curated record. Gene Ontology annotation, cellular component: membrane. Gene Ontology annotation, molecular function: sphingosine-1-phosphate receptor activity. NCBI's taxonomy places the organism in Eukaryota, Metazoa, Chordata, Mammalia, Chiroptera, Phyllostomidae.
UCUCGGGGACACGCCGUAGGGACCUGGAGCUGGGCUGGUGGUGGGACGAGUUCAAGCGAGACCUCCAAGUCCGGGUACGACCCUCUGAGCCCCGAGACUAUCCCAGUGUCCCAGCCCGGCUUGCAUCUGAGCGGAGGAACCGGCUCCAGGAUUCUCGUAGCCCAAGGGCUUUUCCCAGACCGAGAAGCCAGGUCUCAACACCCCAGCUGGGGUCUGUCCAGGAUCAGUACAGAAGCCUGAGCUGGUCUUUAUUAGAAAUGGAUGUUCCCAAGGCACCCUCUGGUGGAUUUUGGAGUUGAAAGUCUGUGAAUUCCAAGUGAUGGCCAGGGUCCUAGCAUCGAGCCCCAGAACCUUCCUUUGGAAUGAGACUCUGCAUGAACAUUACAACUAUGUGGGCAAGCUGGCCAGCCGGCUGAAGGAUGUCCCUGAGGGCAGCACCCUCACCACUGUGCUGUUCCUGGUCAUCUGCAGCUUCAUUGUCCUGGAGAACUUGAUGGUUCUGAUUGCCAUCUGGAAAAACAAUAAAUUCCACAACCGCAUGUAUUUUUUCAUCGGCAACUUGGCUCUCUGUGACCUGUUGGCUGGCAUUGCCUACAAGGUCAACAUUCUGAUGUCAGGCAAGAAGACACUGAGUCUCUCUCCCACAGUCUGGUUCCUGAGGGAAGGCAGCAUGUUCGUGGCCCUCGGGGCAUCCACUUGUAGCUUACUGGCCAUCGCCAUUGAGCGGCACUUGACCAUGAUCAAAAUGAGGCCAUAUGAUGCCAACAAGAAGCAUCGAGUCUUCCUUCUGAUUGGGAUGUGCUGGCUUAUUGCGUUCUCACUGGGUGCCUUACCCAUUCUGGGCUGGAACUGCCUGAACAACCUCCCCGACUGCUCCACCAUCCUGCCCCUCUAUUCUAAGAGAUACAUCGCCUUCUGCAUUAGCAUCUUUACUGCCAUCCUGGUGGCCAUAGUGAUGCUGUACACACGCAUCUACUGCCUGGUGAAGUCCAGCAGCCGCAGGGUGGCCAGUCCCCACAACUCAGAGAGGUCCAUGGCCCUGCUACGAACUGUGGUGAUUGUGGUAAGUGUGUUCAUUGCCUGCUGGUCCCCACUUUUCAUCCUCUUCCUCAUCGAUGUGGCCUGCAAAGUGAGAGAGUGUGCUGUUUUGUUCAAGGACAAGUGGUUCAUUGUGCUGGCAGUGCUCAACUCUGCUAUGAACCCUGUCAUCUACACAUUGGCCAGCAAGGAGAUGCGGCGUGCUUUUUUCCGACUGAUCUGCAACUGCCUGGUCAGGGCCCAAGGCAUCAGUUCCUCACCUAUCCAGCUUGCUCUUGAUCCAAGCAAAAGCAAAUCCAGUGGCAGCAACAAUAGUUGCCCCUUCCCAAAGAGCAAGGAAGACAUUCCUCAAACAGUCACUUCCAUCUGCAUAACUGACAGAAACAAAACCGUGCAGAACGGGAUCCUCUGCAAGUGAGACCAAGUCUCAAGGUUCAGGGGUCUUCACAACUACACAGGAGGAGAGGCAUCCAACUGUGCAGCCACGUACUUAUUUAUUACAUGCUUGCCAGGGUUUCACCAGAGCCGAGACUCAGGACAUCUGUUCCUGUCCCUUAAGGCUGGGACCCAAGGACUCACCAACUCAUUUCAGUGUAGAUGCCAUUCCUUGUUCAUUUCAGGUUCCAAAAACUUCCAAAUGUACAAAGCUACUGAUGUCAUCGCCACCUUCUCCUGACUCCCACUGGUCACUCUCCAGUGUUCCUGGAAAGGGAAAGUCAUGGGCCAUUCUGUGUACAGUGUGUUUCCCAGGACACUGGGACAAUGUUUGGCUAAUCAUACUAUACUGACUGCUCCCAGAAUGGAUGCUGUGUGUCUGUCAUCUGUGGGCUGUGUGGCAUUGGUGUUUCACAUUUCUGCUAUGGGCACAUGCAGAAGCUGCAGUACUCAGUGUAGUCAGCAGGUAACACAAGCAUGUUCUGACCAAACCACCAGCUGGGACAGAAGCAAGAACAGACCCGUGGCCUGCGUCAUCUUUCCAAGUUGCUUGAAGCAGCCAUAUGUUUAAUGGAAAAUGUCUAUUGAAUUAGGACAGAACUUUGAUCUUAUGUUAAGUUCAAUUCUCUAUCAGAAAUACGCUAAGUCAGUACCCCUCAUGUUGGCAAAGCUGGGGAGCUGGGGCCAGCAGCCAUCUCAUGACUUCUGGAAAACAGACCCUGACAGUCACUAUUAGAACAAUUCAACUGUCGAGGAAGAAAAUGUGAUCUGGUGAUUUGCGCAUUCUUCAAAGAUAUGUAACAUCAUAAUCUUACCUUUCAGCAUAGGUCCAGGCUGUGUCACUCUGUUAAAGGGACUGCCUGGAGGUAUUUUUGUGUGUGCUCUUCCCCAGGGAUCCUCUAUAAAUACAAACAGAUGAAAAGAAGCACACAUAUGCAGAGCUCUCAUUAGCACACAGUUGACAUGUUGAAUUCUUUUUUUUUUAAAGCAAAACAACCUUCAAAAGGAUUCUUACUUAGGGAACCUCACAUGAGAACCCCCUGAUAUUUUUAGGUUCAGUGAGAACAUUGCCUGAGUAAAUACUAAAAGAGUAGUCUUAACAUACUAACUAUUUUGAAGAAAAUUUGACUCCUGUUUUAUCUGAUGUAAAUUCCUCUUAUUAAGGAAUAGUUCCAUGAGUACUGGGGGAUCUCUAUGUACUGACCAAAGACUUUCCUCAUUUUAUUACUGCUGAGAUAAAUCCUAUUUGUAAGGAGAUGUUCAUCAGUGGCAUUUUUUGUUACAUUCUUUAUAUCACUGAAAAGGAGCUUAUUCUUUUACCAAAUAACUUAAGAAAGCCCAGGGCAUUUCUAGAAAAGUUAAGCAUUAAGGUACUGGCUUGCAUGGCUCAGUGGGUGAGGUGUCACCUUGCAAACUGAAAGGUCACCAGUUUGGCUCCCAGUCAGGGUACAUUCCUGGAUUGUGGGCUAUGUGUUCUGCCCCAGUCAGGGUGCUUGCAAAAGGCAAAAGACAACCAAUCGAUGUUUCUGCCCCCCUCUUUCUCCCUCUUUCCCCCUCUCUCUAGAACAAAAUUUUAAAAUUAUUUUUAAAAAAAGAAAAAUGGAGAGGAAGAUGGUGACAGAGUAGGACAGAGUGGAUUCCAGUUCCCCCUACACAUGGGAGAAAAACCUGGCCAAUCAUGGAGGAGCAGAGCAAACAGCCAACAGUACCCCAGCAUAUAUGAAAAUAAGAGACCAAAAAUUGUAGCGGACACUGAAAGACCUGACGGUAAGAAGAUGGCUGCAAGACAGUAAGAUCCGAGGGACCAGCGUGGAGACAGGAGGCAGCCUCAGACCACACCUGGUGCCCUGCCCUGGGUCUACCAUGAACUCUUUGGGAACUGAGGGCUGGGACGCAGGGUCCUUGGGAGAGAGCCAGGUCAUCAGCUCCCUCCCUCCCCAGCCAAGCAGGGUUUCAGCAACACCAGGAGAGACCUGUUCGCUUGAAGUUGCAGAGAGGGGAAAAAGGACAGGGAGGCAAACACAAGGGUCGUGAUCCCCCUAGGAGUCUGUGGUCACUGGUUUGGGAGAAUUGAGAGUCUCAGUGUCAGGCUCUGAACCCAAUGAUCACCUGUCUGGCUGGAGAAUUGGGUUUUGCUGAAUGGCAGGAUGGAGUGGGAGGAAUCUCUCAAACAGUAAACUGUUUGGGGGAUCCUCCUGAGACAGCCACUUGGCCUACUCCCCACCCAGCCUGGCAGUGAUCCCAAGGUUGGGUGGAAGGCCUUGCAUUCCCCCAUAGUGCUAGGAAGGGUUCACGCCCAAACCUACAGGACCCAAGCAGCCUGGCCAGACAAGAGCACCCACACCCCAGCCCACGACGAUGACUCCUGGAGAAAGAGUGCUCUGAAGAAGACAUGGAUCCCCUGAGUGGGGUGCUGGGGAGAGGUGCCAGACUAGCUCCAAGGACAGUGCUCAUGAGACUGGCUGGGUACACAUCAGGAAGGGAGAAAGGCCCCUGAGCCAGCUGCAGCCAACAAGAACAAAAAAACUGGUUCGACCAGCUUGAAACCAAGAAAAGGUGUUUUUUUGAGUAAUUUUUUAUUUUUAAAAUUUUAUUAUUGUUUUAUCUUUCAAUACCUUUUUGCUCUUUUUCCUUCUUUCUUGUUUUACUCCUUUCUUUCUUUCCAAACUUUUCACUUCUUCCUCCCUUCCCCCACCUUUGUUUUCUCCACAAGUGAGACAAAAAACUUAGAACUGCAAAAUGACCAAAGAGGGGGCAUCCCAACAGUAGACAAAGAGACAAAUUUCAUUUUGCUAUGGCAGAGAAACAACAAGUUACUGCAUAUUUGUAUUUUUUACUUUUUCAUUAUUCUUACAACUUUUAUUUUAAUAGUGUUUUUGUAUUCUUUUUUCUGUAUAGUCUUCUUUGCUUGGAUGGUUAUAUUGUAUCAUUUGACAGGUUUCCCUGUUCUCUCUUACACAGUGUAUUGCUAAUUUACUAUCCUUCACUUCACUAUUGUUCCUUUAGCACACUACUCAAUGUCCUAUACUCCCUAUUCUUGUUAUCCAGAUCACAUAGAUUUUGUCAUAUGAUUGUUGCUCUAAUAUUAUUGUAAAUAAUAGCUGUUCCAUACAAUUGUAAAUACUUCACAACACCCCUUCCAGAUCUUAGCCCAGUUCACAGUUUCUUGAACUCUAUUACUAUAGUGGUUAACUAUUCUCUCACACACUACAUCUACUUACUAUCCUAUACUCUCACCCUACCUCAGAAUCUGACCUCCCAUAACCUCACUAUUUUCUAGAUCCAACUCCCAAUCCUUCCCUUCCAAACAAAAGUCUUAUCUUCUUUCCAUCCUUUCUUAAAUGUGGCUAGUUGGAUUGAAAUUACUGUUAACACUAUACAUAGCCUAAAGAUCUCCUAUCUCUUCUCUACCAGCUGCUACUGUGAAUAUCACAAAAUACUCUCCUGCUGUCAUAAACCAUUUUGCCUUCCCCUCCAACUGAUCACAAAAAAAAAGUAGGUGGAAGUGGUGAUGAACACCAGGAUACCCACUGGAAGAUGAAACCCAACAACGAAGGAACCACCAACAGAAAACAACAGAAGAAGGUGAAGGAGAGAGUGGAAACCACACAAACCUCAGUCCAAGAUCUACCUGGAAAUACAACUAAACAAUGUACAAACUACACAGUGCAAACAACUGAACAACAGCAAAAGAGAACCCUAAAAACCUUGUACACAUGGAAGAACUAGCUUCAACACAACCUGCCCUCACCAGCACAACAAAUUACAACAGGUGGUGGACAGAGGGAUUAUCAGUUAUCCAGCUGGUGGGAAGGACCCAUAAGGAAAAGACCCAAAAACAACCAAAACCCUAAGACAAACACAGAGUCAACUUAAAGGACAGCCCAAGACCAGUAAGCUUGGGAGAUAAAGGAGACUACACCACUGAAUCUCACAGGUAUUAUACCACAGAAGUUCACACCAUAAACACAGAAAGCAAAAACAAAUCAAUUUAAGAAGCCAAAGCCGACGAGAAGAGUCUCAUAAACAAUGAGAAAACAAAGAAACAAUCCUCAAACAAAAAGAAAGAAGGAAGCCUCAGAAAGAAUUCUAGAUGAAAUAGAGGCAAGUCAGCUAUCAGAUAUUGAAUUCAAAGGACUGGUUAUCAGGAAGUUCAAAGAGCUCACAAUGAGCUACCAGAAAUUAUAGGGGAGCUACAAUGAACUCACCACAAACUAUAUCAACGUGAAAAAGGAAACAGAAAUUAUGAGCAAGGGCCAAAAGAAAAUGAAGAAUACAAUUUCUGAAAUGAAGAACACAGUAUAAGGAAUCAAACGAAAGAUCAAUGAAGCAGAAGAUUGGAUCAGCAAGGUGGAGGACAAAGUAGAAAAAAAACUUCCAGAAAGAGGAAGAAAAAAAAAAAGAGACCCAGAAAAAAUGAAGUGGAAUUAAGAGAAAUACAACAAAAUAUGAAACAUAAUAAUAUCUGAAUAACAGGAAUACCAGAAGGAGAAGAAGAACAGGGGAUAGAAAACCUAUUUGAAAAAGUAAUGAUGGAAAACUUCUCUAAUUUGAUGAGAGAAAAAGUCACGCAAAUUCAGGAAUCACAGAGAGUCCCAAUCAAGAGGAACCCAAAGAGGCCCACUUCAAGACACAUCAUAAUAAAAAUAGCAAAAUUCCAAGACAAAGAGAGAAUCUUAAAGGCAGCAAGGGAAAAAAGGAAGUAACAUACAAGGGAGUCCCAAUAAGGUUAGCUACUGACUUCUCAAUGGAAACGCUCCAAACCAGAAGAGAACGGCAAGAAAUAUUCCAAGUAAUAAGAACCAGAGGCCCACAACCAAGGCUACUUUACCCAGCAAGGCUCUCAAUCAAGAUAGAAGGCCAAAUAAAGAGCUUCCAAGACAAAAGAAGUCUAAAAGAAUAUGCCUCCACCAAACCAGUUGUACAAGAAAUACUAAAAGGACUCCUUUAAGGAAAGGAAGGAAAAGUGAGAGACAGAGAAGAACACAGGUACAAAAAUGGCAAUGAAUAAGUACCUAUCAAUAAUAACCUUAAACAUAAAUGGAUUAAAAGCUCCACUCAAAAGACAUAGAAUAGCUGAAUGGAAAAGAAAACAUGACCCACACAUAUGCUGCCUACAAGAGACCCACCUCAGGACAAAAGACUUAGAGAGAUUGAAAGUAAAAAACUGGAAACAAAUUUUCCAAGCAAAAAGACAGGGAAAAAAAGCCCAGGUAGGAAUACUCAUAUCAGAGACAAAGUAGACUUCAAAAAAAAGGGGGGGCUAUAAAGAGAAACCCAGAAGGUCACUUCAUAAUAUUCAAGGGAAGAAUCCACCAAGAAAACAUAAACAUUGUAAAUAUAUAUGCACCCAACAUAGGAGCACUCAAAUAUAUAAAGAAAAUCUUAAAGGACUUCAAGAAAGAUACUGACAGCAACACAAUUACAGUAGGAGAUUUUAACACCCCACUGUAAAAAAUGGACAGAUCUUCCAAACAAAAUAUCAACAAAGAUAUUGUGGUAUUGAACAACAUCCUAGAUGAAAUGAACUCAACUGAUAUAUAUAAAGCACUUCAUCCCAAAGAAGGUAAAUACACAUUCUUUUCAAAUGCACAUGGAAAUUUUUCAAAAGUAGACCACAUGAUAGAACACAAAACAAGCCUCAAUGAAUUCAACAGAAUUGAAAUCAUACCAAGCAUGUUCUCUGACCACAAGAGACUAAAACUGGAAGCCAACCCUAAAGGAAAAAACCCAAAACACUCAAAAUCAUGAAGAUUGAACAGCAUGCUUUAAACACUGAAUGGGUCAAGAAUGAAAUUCAGGAAGGAAUCAAAAAGUUUCUAGAAACAAAUGAAAACGAACUCACAACAAACCAAAACUUAUGGGACACAGUUAAGGCAGUCCUGAGAGGGAAGUUUACAGCAAUACAGGCCUACCUAAAAGAGAUAGAAACAUUUCAAACGAACAACCUAACAAUAUGCCUACAAGAACUGAAGGAACAACAACAAAGACAGCUCAGAACAAGUAGAAGGAAGGAUAUAACCAAGAUCAGAGCAGAAUUAAAUGACAUAGAGACUAAAAGCACAAUUCUAAGGAUUAAUGAAUCCAGGAGCUGGUUCUUUGAAAAAAUAAACAAAAUCAACAAGCCUUUAAGCAGGCUUAUCAAGAAAAGAAGAGAGAGGACCCAAAUAAACACAGUUGAAAAUGAAAGAGGAGAGAUUACAACUGAUACCACAGAAAUACAAAGGAUUGUAAGAAAUUACUAUGAAGAACUGUGUGCCAAGAAAUUUGAAAACCUAGGUGAAAUGGAAAAAUUUCUACAAAACAAUAAUCUUCCAAACUCAGUGAAGAACAAGUAGAAAGCCUGAACAAACCAAUAACAGCAGAUGACAUUGAAGCAGUAAUCAAAAAACUCUAAUCACACAAAAGCCCUGGACCAGAUGGUUUCACAGGAGAAUUCUACAAUGCAUUUAAGAAAGAGCUAACGCCUAUUCUUCACAGACUAUUAAAAAAAAUCCAAAAUGAUGGAAGGAUCCCAAACCCUGUUUAUGAAGCAAGCAUCACUCUAAUCACAAAACAAGAUAAAGACACAACAAAGAAAGAAAACUUCAGGCCAAUAUCGCUGAUGAACAUAGACACUAAAAUCUUCAACAAAAUAUUGGCAAACUGCAUCCAAUAAUAUAUGAAAAAGAUCAUAAACAAUGACCAAGUGGGAUUCAUCCCAGGGAUGCAAGGAUGGUUCAACAUUUGCAAAUCAGUAAAUGUAAUACAUCACAUAAACAAAAGCAAAGACAAAAAUCACAUGACCAUAUCAAUAAAGGCAGAAAAAGCUUCUGAUAAGGUACAACACCCAUUUAUGAUCAAAACACUCAGCAAAGUGGGAAUAGAGGGAACAUUCCUCAAUAUAUUAAAGGCCAUAUAUGAGAGACCUACAGCCAACAUCAUACUCAAUGAGCAAAAACUAAAAUCGUUUCCACUAAGAUCAGGAACAAGACAAGGCUGUCCACUUUCAUACUUGUAUUCAAUAGAGUAUUGGAAGUUUUAGCCACAGCAAUCAGACAAGAAAAGGAAAUAAAAGGCAUUCAAAUUAGAAAGGAGGGAAAAAAACUGUCACUGUUUGCAGAUGACGUGAGAGUGUACAUAGAAAAUCCUAUAGACUCUACCUGAAAACUGCUCAACCUAAUAAAUGAUUUUGCCAAACAGCAGGAUACAAAGUCAAUAUCCAGAAAUCAAAGGCAUUUUUGUGUACUAACAAUAAAUCAGCAGAAGCAGACAUCAAGAAAAAAAUCCCAUUCAAUAUAGCAUAAAGAAAAAUAAAAUAUCUGAGAAUAAACCUAACCAAGGAGGCAAAAGACCUGUAUGCAGAAAACUACACAACACUGAAGAAAGAAAUCAAGGAAGACACAAACAAAUCGAAACAUAUACCUUGUUCAUGAAUUGAAAGAAUUAACAUCAUCAAAAUGUCCAUACUACCCAAAGCAAUAUACAGAUUCAAUGCAAUACCUAUUAAAGUACCAAUGGCAUAUUGCACAGACAUAGAAUGAACACUUUAAAAAUUUAUAUGGAACCAUAAACGACCCCGAAUAGCAGCUGCAAUUGUCAGAAAGAAGAACAAAGUAGCAGGGAUCACAAUACCUGAUACCAAACUGUAUUACAAGACCACUGUAGUAAAAACAGCCUGGUACUGGCAUAAAAACAGGCACAUCACCAAUGAAACAGAACAGAGAGCCCAGAAAUGAACCUAAGUUUCUAUGGUCAAUUAAUAUUUGACAAACUGGGCAGUAACAUAAAAUGUAGUAAAAAUAGCCUCUUCAACAAAUUGUGUUGGGAAAACUGGACAGCUAUAUGCAAAAAAAUGAAACUGGAGCACCAACUUACACCAUACAUUAAAAUAGAUUCAAGAUAGGUAAAAGACAAAUAUAAGCCAUGACACCAUUAAAUUCCUAGAGGAGAACAUCGACAGGAAAAUAUCAGAGAUAUCACACAGCAACAUUUUCACUGAUAUGUCCCCUAGAGCAAGGGACAUAAAGGAAACAAUAAACAAAUGGGAUCUCAUCAAAAUUAAAAGCUUCUGCACAGCUAAAGAAAACUGUAUUAUAAUAAAAGAGAACCAACUGUAUGGGAAAACAUAUUUGCCAAUGAUACCUCAGACAAGGGUUUAAUCUCCAAAAUAUACAAAGAACUUAUACAACUCCACUCUAAGAAGACAAGAAAUCUAAUUAAAAAAUGGGUGAAGGACUUGAACAGACACUUCUCUAAAGAGGACAUACAGAAUAUCCAGAGACACAUGAAAAGAUGCUCAAUAUCACUAGCUAUCAAAGAGAUGCCAAUUAAAACCAGAAUGAGAUACCACUUUAUACUGGUCAGAAUGGCCAUCAUAAACAAAGCAACAAACAACAAGCGUUGGAGAGGAUGUAGAGAAAAAGGGACCCUAGUUCAUUUAUGGUGGGAUUGUAGACUGUUACAACCACUAUGGAAAACAGUAUGGAAUUUUCUCAGAAAACUAAAAAUGAAUCUGCCUUUUGACCCAGCAAUUCCACUGCCAGAAUUAUAUCCUAAGAACUUUGAAAUACCAAUCCAAAAGAACCUAUGCACCCCAAUGUUCAUAGCAGCACAAUUUACAAUAGCCAAGAGGUGGAAGCAACCUAGGUGCCCAUCAAUAAAGGAAUGGAUCUGAAAACUAUGGUACAUUUAUACAAUGGAAUUCUAUGCAGCAGAAAGAAAGAAGGACCUCCUACCCUUUGCAACAGCAUGGAUGGAACUGGAAAGCAUUAUGCUGAGUGAAAUAAGCCAGGCAGUGAAAGACAAAUACCAUAUGAUCUCACCUUUAACAAGAAGCUAAACAACAAAACAAACAAGCAAGCAAAAUAUAACUGAAGACACUGAAAUAGAGAACAGGCUGACAUGGACCAGAGGGGAUAGGGGACAGAAUUUCAGGAGAAAAGGGGAAGGAUUUACAGGAAGUAGUAUAAAGGAC